Messenger RNA from Anas platyrhynchos (mallard), 1357 nucleotides. RefSeq names its product adiponectin, C1Q and collagen domain containing (gene ADIPOQ). The record is from RefSeq and is marked provisional. Gene Ontology annotation, molecular function: protein binding. NCBI's taxonomy places the organism in Eukaryota, Metazoa, Chordata, Aves, Anseriformes, Anatidae.
UUCUAAGGAGACAGCAGCAAGCCAACUAGGACUCAAAGAGCUGGAACCGACCAUGAGGGACUCAGCAGGCUUCCUCCUUUGCUCGCUGCUGCUGGUGGCCCCCCAUUGCACGGAGGUGGCUGCCCAGGAUCCCCAGCCUGACCCCAAAACACCGUGCGCCAACUGGAUGGGAGGAGCACCCGGCUACCCCGGUCACAACGGGCUCCCCGGCAGGGACGGGAAAGAUGGAAAAGAUGGACUAAAGGGAGAGAAAGGAGAGCAAGGUUUGCAAGGCUCCAAAGGCGACCAAGGCGCCAUGGGAAGCGCAGGGCCAGAGGGGCCAAGAGGCUUUCCAGGACAGCCAGGGCUGAAGGGAGACAAGGGCGAAGGGGCCUAUGUUUACCGCUCCGCCUUCAGCGUGGGGCUGACGGAGCGAGCCCCCCACCCCAACGUCCCCAUCCGCUUCAGCAAGAUCUUCUACAACGAGCAGAACCACUACGACACCAGCACCGGCAAGUUCCUCUGCAGCAUCCCCGGCACCUACUACUUCGCCUACCACCUGACGGUGUACAUGUCAGACGUCAAGGUCAGCCUCUACAAGAAGGACAAGGCUGUCAUCUUCACCUACGACCAGUUCCAGACCAACAACAUCGACCAGGCGAGCGGCUCUGUCUUGCUGCACCUCAGCUCAGGGGAUGAGGUCUGGCUCCAGGUCUACGGGGAGGGGGACAACAACGGUGUCUACGCUGACAACAUCAACGAUUCCACUUUCAUGGGCUUCCUCCUGUACCCAGACAUGGAUUUCCAUUAGAGCAGGGUGUGCUGCACGGGAGAAGGCACAGCAGCUUAACCCCAGACAGAGCUCUGGGGCUCUGGCACUAUAGCUAUACUAUAUUCACCAGAAAAUUCCCUUCUGUGGGGGCAACGACUGCCAAGGGUGGACCCUACCUCCUGUAAGAUCAGUGAGGUUAUACACAAAAUGACUUGCGUGGGGCCAAGAGUUCGCUCCUACCUCUGCUCUUGCUCUCUUUGUAGAGACCUGGGCCCAAAGUCAGCCACCACAUUGUGAAACAGUAACUCUAAAGAUCAGCUGGCCUUUCUUAAAUAUCAAGCUGACCAAAACAAUGGUUAUUUUUAAAUAUCACAUUCUACAUUUCCCUUUUUUAACCACUUGGAUUCAUUUAAACCAAAGGUACAUAUUUUAGCCAGCAUUUUAAAAUUUGAAAGCCAUUGUUGUGCUUGCCUGCAGCUGGAACCGAUGGCUGCGGUUUUGCCAUUACAUCUCCCAGUCUCAUUAGGGCCUUCAAUGUCCACCCAUGGUUUGUCGUCUCCCUCUUUUAGCCCAGACCUUUGAAUAUAUUCAGAUUAUUAACUUUCA